CGCCUGGCCUGAUAUGCACCGUCUGGCUGACAGAGUCCAUCUGGAGGAGUUGACUAAAAUUGGCAUUCUGAAAGGCAAUGUAGAUGACAUGGUGAAGGUUCAUCUGGGUGCAAUAUUUAUGCCACACGGACUUGGACAUCUACUUGGAAUCGAUGUGCAUGACGUUGGAGGCUACCCAGAGGGAGUGGAGCGCAUUGACCUGCCGGGGCUCAGGAGCCUGCGCACUGCCCGCAGCCUGGAGCAGGGCAUGGUGCUGACCAUUGAGCCGGGCAUCUACUUCAUCGACCACCUCUUGGACCAAGCCCUCCGUGAUCCUGCGCAGUCCUGUUUCAUCAACAAUGACGUCCUGCAGCGUUUUAGAGGAUUUGGCGGGGUCCGGAUUGAGGAUGACAUCGCAGUGACGGCCAGUGGAAUGGAGCUGCUAACGUGCGUCCCACGUACUGUUGAAGAAAUAGAGGCUUUCAUGGCAGAAGGCCAAAGCAGUGCCAAGCCGUUUGGCUGCCUCUCCAGCCAAAAGCAGUAAACUUCAGGAUGAUACUUACUGUCUCACACUGAUCAGUCAUCGUUCUGAUUUAAUGCUACAGCACAUAAAAUAAAAUGCAUCCAAUUCGUAAUAGCAAGAGAGGCAGGAAGGCUAUUAGCUGGAAUGAUUCAUUCAUUAAAAAUGAAGGUAGGCGGCUUCAGCACUUGACAUCCAGGUAACUCAAAUGCUGCUGCUUGCAGUCAGCAGUUUACAUUACCAAGUGCCACCUGAAUAACCCUGC
Messenger RNA from Cariama cristata (Red-legged seriema), 764 nucleotides. RefSeq names its product peptidase D (gene PEPD). Gene Ontology annotation, molecular function: peptidase activity. Bases 14 to 523 code for a protein of 169 amino acids. Lineage: Eukaryota; Metazoa; Chordata; Aves; Cariamiformes; Cariamidae. The transcript is spliced from 3 exons. The record is from RefSeq and is a predicted model, not a curated record.